Molecule: messenger RNA, 5429 nt
Organism: Closterium sp. NIES-67
Lineage: Eukaryota; Viridiplantae; Streptophyta; Zygnematophyceae; Desmidiales; Closteriaceae
Source: the annotation of a GenBank genome assembly
GUCCAUGGUAGCUUGUCUGGCUCAGUAUGCUCCGACUCAAGCCUCUUCGAAUCGUUUCUCUGAAGUUGGAAAUGAGUCUGUGAGAUAGCUAUUGAAUCCUGUCACGCUACGAGGUCCUCUUCCACACGAUGCGUGGUGCUUUGUGAUGGCGUUCAAAUACACGAACUCCGUUAGUGUGUCUGUGUGACCGUGACAGGAGAGAAACCUUUGGUCAGAGUUGUGUCGGAAAUAGCUUCAGAUUCAUAUCAUCGAGUUAUAAUCCGACAGGCUGUCGUCGCGUCUGACAACCUCACAGUCCAGGAAAUGGCCCGAACCAAACCUGCUCGGUUGAGUGCGGCAAGCAUGGGUUCGCCAGAAGUUUCAGAGUCCACGGCAACGCUUCCGUCGCCGUCCAGUUCCGGCGAUCUAGACGGUCCUUACCUCGCAGACGUCACGAAUGUCGACUCUGCUUCCGAGUCCGGCGACCCCAGCUCGUCAACGUCGCAGUCAUUCAGCUGCGUUCGUCCGUCGUCGCGAACUUUUGACCUCAACGAUUGUCCGUUGAAGGUCUACAACCGCCGUCCGUUGGCGUCCAGACGGGCUCAGUUGAGACGAUCACGGGGAUCGACGACCCCUCGAUCAGCCGCGACUUCAGACUCCAAGAGCAAUAGUCAGGCAUGUGACUCGGUUCUGUGCGGUGGCAGGCGGCGCGUGAGUGCCUUUGGGUCCUCCCUCUCCUCCAGGGCCCGGCGGUACAGUUUUCUGUCAGCGUCGCCCUCCACGGCCAGUGCAGCAGAGUCCGCGAACCAGACUGGAGAAAAACAGAGGGCAGCCACCAGAGCAGCAGCAGGGCGGCAGAAGAAGGCAAGCGGGAAAGCAGCGGCAGAGCAGGGUCGGUGCGCUGAGGAGUACCAGAGGCUGCGGGCUUUCUUUCAAGCAGUGGACGAGUUCGAAAUAGAGGAGGAGGACGAGGAGGCGGAGGAGGAGGGGAGGCAGCAGAGCAAGUGGGUGGAUCGGGGGAGUGGGAGGGACGAGGGGGUGGAAAGCGUGCUGGAUGCUUAUCAGGGGUGGUGCUGGUAUAUCCCACCUUCAGGCCUUGGUGGUGGUGAAGGUGCUCGUGAAGAGGGCGGGGAAGGGGCCGGGGAAGGGGAUGGGGAUGGGGAUGAAGGAGGAGCGGGCAGUGACUGGGUGCCGGAGUUUAUGGCGAGGGAAGCUGGGCUGUUGGGCGCACUUCCGAGGGUGGACGAGAAAGAGGAGGAGGAGGAGGAGGAAGAGGGGAGGAGAGGUAAUGAGGAGGAGGACGAGGAAGUGCAGGAGGAGGUAGAGGAAGAGGAUGAGGAGAGGGGAGGCCCGGAUGAGGGGGAGGAGGAGGAAGAGGUGAGGAGAGGUAUCAAGGAGGCAGGGGAGGAAGCAGGGGAGGAGGAGGAGGUGGAGGAAGAGGAGGAGGAGGAGGAGGAGGAGGAGGAGGAGGAGGAGGAGGAGGAGGAAGAGGAGGAGGAGGAGGAAGAGGAGGAGGAAGAGGAAGAGGACGAGAAUGCAACGGAUGCUGCAGGGGCGGAACUUUUCUUUGACGCGUACCUCCAAUCUCAAUUCACAUGCCUCAGUCUCUCUGACGCAGUGGUCACGACAGCCAGCUCAAGUGCACAGGGCAGCGCAUUGAGAGGUGGGGCAGGGCCAGGGCCACGCCCAGGGGUAACAGGCGUGGUGGCUCCCAGCAGAGCCGUAGGGACCACUCCCAGCAGGGUGAUAGCCGUGACUGCCAGCAAGGCUACAGGUGUGACUCCCACCGAUGCUGUAGGUGAGAGCCGGGAAGCUCAGGCAAGGGAGGGAGACACGGGUAGUGAUGGCAGGAGAUGGGGAAGGGAGGGCGGAGCAGCGGCGGAUGGUGAUGAGAGCACCGUUGUGCAAGGAUGCUGGGGCGAAGGAGGUGGGCGAAGGGAGGAGGGUGGUGAGGGGGGACGCGAGAGUGACAGUAUUAUAGGUGCCUUUAGUGAGCUGUCAGUUGGGAAUGUGGGUGUGGAAGAGGGGCAAGGGCAUGAACGAAAUGAAGGGGAAGCAAACGAGGCAUCUCUCAACGGGGCAUCUUCCAACAAAACGACUUCAAAAGAGGCGACGUCAAACGAGGCAUGUUCAGAGGAUGCAGCUUCAGAAGGGGCGAGUGUGCAGCAUAGUUUGAAAACACGUCAACGAAAUACUCUUUAUGAUCAUGACAGCACACUGCCGCAAGACUCCCCUCACGCUCCUGGUGGCAGUGCAUUCCAGAAGGAUCCACAAAAUCGUCCGGAUGGCAGUUCCCUAAGACAGGAAUAUCCCCCUCUCGCACAUGAUGACAGUGCCCUGCAGCAAGAACCCUCUCUUGCUCCUGGUGACAGCAGCACCACUGGGGAGGUGGUGGAUCUCACAGUCUCGAGCAGUGAUGAUGACUCUGAUGACUCGGACGGUGGUGAAGUGGUCGAUUCUGCCUGCACUCAGGAACCAGGGGCGGCACCGGGCAGACAACUGCGAGGGAGAUAUGUGGAGCAAUGCAAGCAGCAGCAGCCGCAGCAGCAGCAGCAGCAUGGGCGGCAAAGUCUAGGAGCGAUGCGCAGGGUUCUGAGGAGCAGCAUACGCCGAAACAAGCUUGCUGCUGGUGCGUUUGGCACAAAGGCUGCCUCUGCCAUUUGUAGUGAUGCCGGUCAAGAGAUGAGUGCCACAGUGCAUGGUGCUGCUCCUGCUGCUGCUGCCGCUCUUGCUGAUCCUGCUUCCUCUCCUGGCUCUUCUCCUGUCCCGCCUCCUGCUCCUUCUCAUUCUCUUGCUCCUCCUGAUUCUCCUGCUCCUGCUAGUUCUUCUCCUCCUCCGUCUCCUGCGGCUGCCACUGCUGACGACAUGGUCUCCUCUGCUGCUGCUGCUGUUGCUGCUGCUGCUGGUGUUGAUGCGCCUGCUGCUCUACCAGAGCAUGGGGAGGCUUGCCAGAGCCUGAAUGCUUCCCAGCACAGCAGCCGUGCGUUGAGGAGCAGCUCGGCUGUCUCAGGAAGAGGGGAGGAAGGAGGGUCUAUUCUAGGCGAGAGCAGCAGCCUUGCGUUGAGGAGCAGUCUUGGUGCGAGCAGAAGCGGUGCGGUGAGAACCAGGGCCCGCACACGGACCCUCCCUGCCCUGCGCUCUGAGCAGGGGCGGGCUGGGAGGGCAAGGCAAGAGAGGAGGGGCAGUGGCAGCGGUGAGACGGUCACGCCCUCUAAAGAAAGAAAAUCGAAGAGACAGGGACGAGCAGAGGGGUCAGGGGGUAUUGGGGAGGCACCUGAAGGGGGAGGAGAGGCGAAAGAGAGGGAUGAGGGGGAGCGUGAGACCAGGGAUGGGGGUGCGGAGUGUGUGGCUGAGGAGAUGUUUGAGACCAGAGAGAGUGCAGGGAGGGGUGAGAGUGAAGGGGUGGAAGAGAGUGUUGCUGGCUUGAACCAGGGUGGUAAAGGAGAGAUGGAGCGGGCUGGGGGGCCAACGGCAAGUCAUGAUGAAGGUGAGGGGUUGGUAGAAGCAGAUGAGACGAGAGAGAAGACAGGAACUGGAGCACCUUCAGAGCCAGAAACAGCGGAGGGAGGUGGGUGGCAGGAAGGGGCCGGUGGUGCCCCCUCGACGAGAAAGCCACAGACAAGGGCACAGAGGGCAAGGACAAGGGAAAAGGGAAGAGGUGGAGAUGACGAGGGGCGGCAGGGCGCGGAGCUGAUAGCGCAGGCAGGGGAUGAGCAACGAGCAGAUAGCAGCAGCGUUCAGAGAGCGAGCGAGGAUGUUUGGGAAGGCAGCAGGAGUGGCGCUGGAGCGGAGGAGGGAAGAGAUGGAGGGGGAGAGGAGCAGGGAGUGGUGGUAGCUGGUCUUGGCGACAGGGACGAGGAGGGGAAGGGUGGGAGUGAGGAGGGAGCUCAUGGUGCUGGAAAGGAGGAGGGGGAGGAGGGGGGGCAGGAGGACGAGGCGGAGGAGGAUGACGGGCUUCGUGCCUUGCUUGCUGCAUGUCGCCAGCCACACAUGUGCUCCAUGGAGCGAGCCAUCACUGAAUUCUGCAAUCUGCAAACCAUUCAGAAGAUUGGGGAGGGCAGCUUUGCGGAAGCCUUUUCAGCAGAGGGAGGGGAGGGGAGGGUGUGCCUGAAGAUAGUGCCGGUGGGGGGCCAAGUGCUGGUCAAUGAAGAGCCGCAGAAGAGCGUGGGAGAGAUGCUGGCAGAGGUGGAGGUGCAGAUGGCGCUGCAGCGACUCAGGCACGGCGAUGGGCAUGACGUGCCUCACUCAACUGCCUCCUUCAUCGACUGCAAAGGGGUGCGGGUGUGCCGGGGGGUGUACUCCCCACUCCUGGUGCGGGCGUGGGAGGAGUGGGCGGAUGAGAAUGAGUCCCACAACGACCACCCAGGCAUCUUUCCCUCUGAUCAGGCGUACAUUGUCUUUAUUCUGGAAAUGGGCGGCAGUGACUUGGAGAAGGGCCAAGUGCGCUCCUUUGAUGAGGCACGCAGCAUCUUGUUGCAGGUUGCAGCUGGGCUGGCGGUGGCAGAGGCAGCGUGUGAAUUCGAACACCGCGACCUGCACUGGGGCAACGUGCUCAUACACCGCACCCAGUCAAGCAAGCCACAAAUAGCAGCAGGAAAGGGGAAGAGCAACGGCAAGGGCAAGGGCGGCACGGCAAUUGAGUGCCGGGGGCGCAGAGAAGGAGGUGCCCUGCAGGAUUGUAGCGGGAGCAUCAACAGCACCGGAAACAGUGGCACCUGGAGAAACAUGGAGAUUACUGCUGCUGAUGAGGAGGCAGGCAAGGAAGAGGGAGAUGGCGAGGAGGGGCAGUGGUUCCGGCUGAACGGGCAGCAGCAGCGCUUCCGUGAUGCGGGGCUCCGAGUGGCCAUCAUCGACUUCUCGCUCUCCCGACUGAGAUCAGGUGCUCGUGUGCAUUUCAGCGACCUCUCCCAAGAGCCAGCGAUUUUUCAGGGCGAUAAGGGCCACCCCCAGUUUGACACAUACAGAGAGAUGAAGAAGAAGACCAGGGGACGCUGGGAUAGAUGGUGUCCUCAGACGAACAGUCUCUGGCUUAGAUAUCUGGCGGAAAUGCUGCAAACCGGCAAGAAGAUUCAAUUCAAGGCUACUGAGAAGAGGGCCAUUAGCUUGUUUCAGGAGCGCAUGGGCAAAUGCCCUUCGUCACAAGCUGCCCUUGAUGAUCAGCUAUUCUCUGACCUCUGGUGCUCGUAGAGUUGCAAGAACUGAACGAUGAGAGGUGGUUUUGACGUUGGGAGGAAGGCUUUGUUGGAAAUGAUAACAUGACUUUAUAGGAGUCUCAUCUCACGUGCUAUAGAAAUACGCGAAGACUACAACAUCGAGGAUUGCCAAGUCAAAUCUUGCUACAGUUCCUCUGACGGUUGACGCAUGCUGACAACACCUCACGGACAGGGCUUAUCUUUGUUUUUUCACCUCUGAUUUUCACCUCUGACAAUCUGAUUAUCUUUUCAACUCAU